CUCGCGUAUACACUUUUAUACACAUUUAUAUAAUGCGUCCGUAAUUUUUUUAAUACAAUACAUUUGUGAUAUUAUUGUAUUGAAAGUGAAAUUUUGAACAAACCAAUGUAUUAUACGGUUUUUGCCGUAAAUGGGCCAAGAUUAGAAUCGACGGAAUCAGAGGAUCAUUUUACUGUCACGCCAGCACCGCCGGACAUUAAAAAAUGUCUUUACCAAGAGAAUUUAUAUACAACCAGGAGUUAUCCAAGCUGGAAGGCGAUAUCCUCGGGUCUUCAGCACCGCCAACGUCGACAGCGCCAGUAUCCUGCUCCAUCGAUCUUCCAGGAGAUGCAAUUACAGAGGCGGUGCUGUCCCCCGAGGCAGCAGGAUCCUUGCUGUCGAUUCAGUCUGCGCCUCCAGAACAGAGUGAGAGGAUUGAACAGAGGGAACGACCUGUCAGUUUACUCUUAGAACUGCCGUUGGCUACUCAAGUAGGCGCCUACCUAUCAGCGAUGUCGCCGACGGAGCAAGAAGAAGACUCUCUUCUUACGCUGUCGUCAGUCACAGCACGACCGCUACUAGCCGCUUCUAGAAAACUGAGGCCGCAAAGCGAGAGCACAGACACAUCGCCACCAGAUGGCGGUUACGGCUGGGUGGUAGUAUUUGGUGCAUUCAUGGUGCAGUUCUGGGUGGCUGGACUAUUCAAGUCAUAUGGAGUCCUUUAUGUGGAGAUUAUGGAAACUUUCCCAGAUUCCUCUGAGAGUGUCGCUUCUUGGAUACCAGCUGCACUGUCUACUUUGUGCUUAGCGUUAGCUCCUUUAUCAUCAGCCCUGUGUGAAAAGUACUCCUGUCGUUUGGUCGUCUUCAUAGGCGGACUCUUCUGUGCAACUGGCCUCGCUCUCUCUUUCUUCAGUACUGGAUUGCUGCAUCUUCUACUUAGCUUUGGGGUUAUGACUGGUAUCGGAGGUGGAUUGUCUACGACUCCUGGCAUAGUAAUAGUAUCGCAAUAUUUCGACAAACACAGGGCAUUGGCAAACGGCAUAUGCGUGAGUGGCACAGCUGCUGGAAGCUUCGUUUUCCCAAUGCUGAUAGAAAAAUUGGUCGGUGUGUAUGGGCUGCAUGGGACUGUUUUAUUAUUAGGUGGUGGUAUGUUACAUGUGUGUGUGGCAGCUACGCUUUAUCGUCCACCUCCCACGAUAAGAUCCAACACUCCAGUCACCACAACCACGACUGAGAAUACCACUCUGCUUAAUGACAUACAAGAUGGUAAAGCUCUACCGGCGAAGGAUAACAAACUACAGAACCUUUUCCAACCAGAGAGUGAAAUAGCAAUGAACCAGAAGAAUGCCCUACUCAACGAUGACAAACGAACUAAUUUCUUCAAUGAAAUUAUGCAUCCAAGUUUAAUUGAGGUAGCCCGGCCACCACUGCCUUGCCAGAUGUCUGAUUCAGAAGAUUCCGAAGGGAUGGACGUUUUAGGAGUUGUUGGCUUGCCCCGUGAAGUUGCCCGGCUGCGUCUGCGUCCAACACGCUCAUCGUCAAUCCUACACUCCGUGGAAGAUCUAUCCACAGACAGCACAUGUGUUUAUAAAGCGAGUCGAAGGAAGAUUAGCAGAUCGCUAUAUAUAAAGCCACCUUUGCCAAGCCGGAUAAUCCCUAAUAAAGUUCAGGAACCGGAGAUAUUAAAGAAGGACGAAGAAGAGAAGAAAGAGGAAUUGGAAGAGGUAAUACAGAAGGGAUGUGUCGCCACAAUAUCAAGAUAUUUGGACGUUUCCUUACUGAAGUCCUGGCGCUUCGGUCUCUUGUGUACGUCAGUAGCACUUAUGUCCUGUGGUUCUCCUUAUGCGUUAUACUACUUACCAGCUUAUACUGUGGCCGUGGGCCAUAGUAAGGCUGCAGCAGGUCGCCUUGUAGCCAUCAGUGCUGUAUUAGAUCUAUGUGGCAGAUUAGGACUGGGAUGGCUGUGUGAUUUACAUCUAUUUUGCCGACGAAAAGCAUACAUAAUAAGUAUCAUUGUGGCCGGUGUGGCAGUAUUGACGCUUCCUAGCUUGACAUCUUGGUGGGCGUUAGCAAUUGCAUCUGGUGCUUAUGGAUUAUGUUUGGGUUGCUGGUUCCUCCUUGUACCAGUUUUACUAGCUGAUGCCUUUGGAACUGCUCGUAUCGCGUCUUCAUACGGUCUUGUCAGGAUGUUCCAGAGUUUAGCAGCUGUUUCUGUACCACCGACUGCUGGCUUAAUACGUGAUGUAACAGGCGGUUACUCAUGCUGUUUCUACGGAAUGGGAUCCUGCAUGGUCCUAGGUUCUAUUCCUGUCAUAGCCUUUCAUAUUGCCACAAAAAACAAAGAGAAAGAAUGAACGACCGUUUACAAUUUUGGUGUUAAAAUGUGCCACGGGUAACUAAAAUAUAAUAUGUUCCCAUAUUAUAAGUUAUAUCGUUAUAAUGAAUAUCCAACUCAAUAACGAGUUAUAAUGUAUUAAAUAUUAUAUGGGACGAUCUAAGAAACAAAUUAAGGGUAAUUCACCCCCGAAAGAUCGUGAAUUUAUCAGCUUUUAUAUUAUAUAAUCACUUGCGAUUCGAUUAUAUAAAAGUAUGCGUUUUAAAGUUAUAAUUUGAAAUAUUGUUCUCAAAUCACCGAUUAAAUUUAGACAGUUUUGUUACAGUUAGAAUUGACCUUAAUUUACCCUAGUUUUAAUUACUUUAGACAAGAAGAUUUACUUCUUUAGUGCCUGAUUUUAGUUGCAGUUAAAUAUUUGCUUUAUAAUGAUUAUUAUAUUGGUUAAAGUUGCCAAUCAUGUCGUGCUGAACAUACAUUGGUAAGUCAUAAGAUUCGGAGACAAGUCUAAGUCCGAUACGUCUCUUCCUGACAUGUGUCAUCAAUGUGAAAGACAAUUGAUCUGUCAUUUUAGUCACUAAGUUGUCUGUGAAUUUUACUCUUAGAGUUAAGAUAUCAACGCUAUUAAAAUGGUAUGUCGAUGUUAAAAAGUAAGUAAAUAAUCCAUCAAACUUCACUCAUUUUUUUUUUUAAAUGCUUACUCUUUUUAGCAUUUAUUCAAGCCAUUCCAUGGCCUGAAUAGAAAUGUUUGUUUAACAUUUCUAUUAAUGUCUCAAGACGUUUCAGUCCUACAAUAAUUUUCGUUUUCAUCUAUAUUUAGAUUCGCUCCUACCUAGUUAUAUUUUUUUAGUAUUUAACCCAUGGUUUGGGUUGAUCUAUACAAUUAUCAGGUUUUUUGGUGAAAUAAAUAUUGUGACUCGAUAA
Molecule: messenger RNA, 3235 nt
Organism: Pieris rapae (cabbage white)
Lineage: Eukaryota; Metazoa; Arthropoda; Insecta; Lepidoptera; Pieridae
Gene: Sln
Product: monocarboxylate transporter 12
Exons: 17
Coding region: 204-2333 (709 amino acids)
Biological process (GO): monocarboxylic acid transport; transmembrane transport
Molecular function (GO): monocarboxylic acid transmembrane transporter activity
Source: RefSeq, a predicted model, not a curated record